UUGCUGACGCCCCCAAUGUCGUCGAGCAGCCGGGGGCCGGGGGCCGGAGCGCGCCGACGCCGUACCCGCUGCCGCCGCUGCCGGGCCUGUGUGCGAACUGAGUGCGGGGACUGCCACUUCUGCCGAGACAUGAAGAAGUUUGGGGGGCCCGGGCGCAUGAAGCAGUCGUGCCUGCUUCGGCAGUGCACUGCGCCCGUGCUCCCACACACAGCUGUAUGCCUCUUGUGUGGAGAGGCUGGGAAGGAGGACACAGUGGAGGGAGAGGAAGAGAAGUUUGGUUUGAGCCUCAUGGAGUGUACAAUCUGCAAUGAGAUCGUCCACCCUGGCUGCCUGAAGAUGGGGAAGGCUGAGGGUGUCAUCAAUGCAGAGAUUCCCAACUGUUGGGAGUGCCCCCGCUGCACCCAGGAAGGGCGCACCAGCAAGGAUGCAGGAGAAGGGCCAGGCCGCCGAAGGGCUGACAAUGGUGAGGAAGGUGCUAGCUUAGGGAGUGGAUGGAAACUGACAGAGGAGCCACCACCUCCACUACCCCCACCCAGACGAAAGGGGCCCCUCCCUGCUGGCCCUCCCCCUGAGGAUGUGCCUGGGCCCCCCAAACGGAAGGAGAGGGAGGCAGGGAAUGAGCCCCCCACCCCAAGGAAAAAGGUGAAAGGAGGCAGAGAGAGGCACUUGAAGAAGGUGGGUGGAGAUUCCUGCCUCCUCCGAGGAGUGGACCCAGGCAGCCCCGGCCUUCUGCCCCCCAGGGUUCUGAAUCCGAGCCAGGCAUUCUCAUCCUGCCACCCCGGGCUCCCUCCCGACAACUGGGAGAAACCAAAGCCACCUUUGGCCUCCGCUGAGGGCCCAGCAGUGCCCUCUCCAUCACCACAGAGGGAAAAACUGGAGCGUUUCAAGCGGAUGUGCCAGCUGUUGGAGCGGGUGCCUGAUACCUCUUCUUCCUCCUCGGACUCAGAUUCUGACUCCGACUCAUCAGGCACAUCGCUGAGUGAGGAAGAGGCCCCUGGGGAGGCCCGGAAUGGGCGCCGACCAGCCCGAGGCAGCUCUGGAGAGAAGGAGAACCGUGGGGGGCGGCGGGCUGUACGCCCUGGCAGUGGGGGGCCUUUGCUCAGCUGGCCCCUAGGCCCUGCCCCUCCACCACGGCCUCCACAGUUGGAGCGGCAUGUGGUACGACCCCCGCCUCGAAGCCCUGAACCUGACACGCUGCCUUUGGCUGCUGGAUCCGACCACCCCCUUCCCCGAGCCGCCUGGCUUCGUGUCUUCCAGCACCUUGGGCCUCGAGAGCUAUGUGUCUGCAUGCGAGUCUGCCGGACUUGGAGCCGCUGGUGCUACGACAAGCGUCUGUGGCCUCGUAUGGACCUGAGCCGAAGGAAGUCACUGACUCCACCCAUGCUCAGUGGUGUGGUGCGUCGCCAGCCCCGGGCCCUGGACCUUAGCUGGACAGGUGUCUCCAAAAAGCAGCUCAUGUGGCUUCUGAACCGACUGCAAGGCUUGCAGGAGUUGGUGCUCUCUGGCUGCUCCUGGCUCUCCGUCUCUGCCCUGGGCUCAGCCCCACUGCCUGCACUGCGGCUCUUAGACCUCCGCUGGAUCGAGGAUGUUAAAGAUUCCCAACUUCGGGAGCUGCUGCUGCCUCCACCAGACACUAAACCAGGGCAAACAGAGAGCCGUGGUCGGCUGCAGGGGGUGGCAGAGCUGCGCCUGGCAGGCCUGGAGCUGACCGAUGCCUCCUUGAGGCUCCUGCUGCGCCAUGCUCCCCAGUUGAGUGCCCUGGACCUGAGCCAUUGCGCCCAUGUUGGAGACCCCAGUGUCCACCUCCUCACAGCUCCCACUUCCCCUCUCCGAGAAACCCUGGUGCACCUCAAUCUUGCUGGUUGCCACCGCCUCACAGACCACUGCCUCCCACUGUUCCGCCGCUGCCCACGUCUACGCCGCCUUGACCUACGCUCCUGCCGUCAGCUCUCACCUGAAGCUUGUGCCCGGCUGGCAGCUGCCGGGCCCCCUGGCCCCUUUCGCUGCCCAGAGGAGAAGCUGCUUCUCAAGGACAGCUAGUUGGGUGCACCCCCUUUCCCCAGGACUUGCCUGGAUUUCUGGCCUUCAUUUCACUCCCUGCUGGGAGGCCAGGUUACCCUCCUUAUGACUGGGACACCUAGGUUUUAUAUCUUGGGAUUCCUGCCCAGGGACUCCAGCCAGCCUCCCUCUUCUCUUCCCCUGCACUGGUAUCUCUAGGGGUCUUUUCUCUCCAUCUCCUCCUCCUCCCGCCUGCUUCAUUGUCCAUCCCCUGGGGGAGUGGGUCAGAGGUACAAAGGGGUGCUGAGCCAGAGGGAUGGUGGGAGGGGGGUUAAGGUGCAAGUCUUGAGUGGGGAAGAUUGGGGGUGGAGAAGGGUAUCUGCACCACAGGAUACUGGAAACCCUCGGCUGAGGGAGGUGGAAGGAUGGGUGGGGGGAGGGCAGAAAGCAGAACAACAAGGGGUCAGGGAAACAAAACAAGAUACUUGGAGUGGGGGGUGGGGGUGGGAGCCAAAAAGGGAGCAGUUGGGGAUCCAGGUGUCAGGUAGGGGUGAGUGGAGCCCAGGGCCCAGGAGGAGGCAGCAGUUGGCUGGCGUGGGGGCAGUAGUAUCCCUCGGUGGGUUUACCCCUCUCUCUCCCUCUGCCCAGAUUUAGUCUCUUUCCCCUCCCACCCUGACUCUUUGAACGUCACUGAAAAUGGCAGCUAUUGCUAGGAGUGGGGGGGGGCCACGGGCCUACCUGCUGUUCAGCUCGUGGCCCAGGGGAGUGGUGAGGGGUAACCCAGCCCCUGCCUGCCUCUCCGCACAAUACUUGAACAUUCAUCUGUACUGAAGUGUUACUUGAACCGGGGGAACCUCGGACCUGGGGAGCCAGAGGGUGAUGUGACGGGACCAGUCUGGAUUGAGAGUGGACUGGGGGGGGCACCUAGUUUGGGUUGCCCCACCCUCCAGUUCUCUGCUUCACUGUCCUGAGCAAUUUUGCCCCUCCUGAUCGGAGUUGGAGGGGGGCCAGCCUAAUGAUGGGGAAGAGGAGGAUGGGGUUCCUCCGGACUGGUUCUUCGCAAGUCUUUCGGCAUGGAAACUUGUAUCCCUAUUUGCCCAGGGAACUGCCACUCCAGGUUGCCGUGGAAAUAGCAGCCAAUGGACACCUCCCAAUGUCAGUGCUAGGCUGAUAUGGCCCCUCUUAGCUGUCAUGGGAAUUUAGUAACAUACUCUCUGCGUCCUUACACAUGCCCUGCCAUCCUUUCCUCCAGCUUGGGGCUGGGGGUCUCAGGAGCCAAGGGGAGGAGUAGGGGCCAAGUGUCACCCAACCUAGGUCUCCAGGGAAGCGGAUUGUACCUAGUAGGGGAGGGAGGGAUCUAUCCACAUACCUCAGGUAACAGGAAGGUGCGCGGGUUGGGGAUGGGGAAGGGACUGGGUGGACCAAAGGCCGAAGGGAGGGGGUUGCCUAGGGAUGGCGAAAGGCUUGUGGAAGCUGGGAGGAGGCAGCCCGGCAGAGGGGCAAGUGGAUCCAGCCGGGCUGGGCCCCUGGACCCCAAGUCUGUACAAUAUGGUUUGCUAUAAAACUCAAAACCUUCCAGCCGGG
Molecule: messenger RNA, 3582 nt
Organism: Jaculus jaculus (lesser Egyptian jerboa)
Lineage: Eukaryota; Metazoa; Chordata; Mammalia; Rodentia; Dipodidae
Gene: Fbxl19
Product: F-box and leucine rich repeat protein 19
Exons: 10
Coding region: 16-2040 (674 amino acids)
Biological process (GO): protein demethylation; regulation of transcription by RNA polymerase II
Molecular function (GO): protein binding; DNA binding; histone demethylase activity
Source: RefSeq, a predicted model, not a curated record